Molecule: messenger RNA, 2721 nt
Organism: Pseudozyma hubeiensis SY62
Lineage: Eukaryota; Fungi; Basidiomycota; Ustilaginomycetes; Ustilaginales; Ustilaginaceae
Product: ankyrin repeat containing protein
Exons: 1
Coding region: 1-2721 (906 amino acids)
Source: RefSeq, a predicted model, not a curated record
AUGCCCGAGCUUCCUGUCGCAGCUCCUAAGGAGCUUCGCAUCGACACCGCCGCAAUCCCACUGGUGUCGUCCACCAACACCGACGAUGACCUGCCAGCAGUUGAGGCAGCUCAGCUCUCACCUAAAGUGGACCGAGUCCGUCACCAUCUCAUCCCAGCUCGCACAAACACUUGCGUCCGCGCCCCAUGCCUCAAACGACAGGCUUCCGUCCCCAUCUCCAGCAUCAUCGGCGAUCUGGCCGCCGCUCGUCGCGAAGGAAAUCACAAUCAAGAUCGCGUCGCUUCCAACCCCCUGCCAACUUCCUUCGCCGCUCCUCGCAAUCUCGUCUUGCACCACGCUUCGCGCCACGUCCAUUUCGAUGAAGCUCCGCCGGAAGAAUUCUACGUCCUCUCGGGAGCGUCGUACGACCGACGCCCGAUCAAGUGUACACAGGGAGGAUCCGAAUUCGACAUGAGCCUUCCACCACGCUCCACCUCCUACAACGGAGACGACAGCAACGACGAUGAUGCCUCUUCCACAGACGAUGGCGCUGUCGCCAUGGAGCCUGCCGAAGAACCUGCGCCAGACGUCGGCUUCAUCCGCGAUCCCACGCUCGAGAACUGGGCCUGCAUCAAGAACGGCACCGUCAUUGCCUCGGUCGGCUACCAGCCCCGUCAGCAGCAAUCCGGCCUUAUGGCCAGCGGCAAAUCGCUCCACUUUUCCGCCCUUUCCUCCCUGCAGCACGCCUCUGCGCUCAACGGUGGCGCAAAUGCAGAAGUGCAGCCGGCCCAGCCGCAACCGACAUCGCAAAAGGUGAGCCUGCCCGUACAUGGCUUUCGUUCCUUUGGUGGGCUUCAGAACAGCCUCGCCCCCGAGGUCACUGCAGCCGACACGUCCGCAGAGCAGUCCAUCUCGUCCGAGAACAAAAUUUCCAGCCUUGAGUCCAUUCCACCGGCUGUACGCACCUUUUCGCCCGACGCCACUCCCAUGCCGAGCCCCAGUCUGCACAGAUCCAUUGGCGCCUUCGCCAGCUUGGACUACUUUGUAGACAGCUCCAAGGGGCCCAGUUCUGCGCAUCACGGGGCCAGCAACCUCGAAAAGCUCGUGUCGAACGGCGAUGCAGCUCAACUUGAUGAAGAAGCGCGCGAGUCCAUCGAGAUUCUGCGUGAUGCGCCGAUCUCGAAUUCGACCGCAUCCGGCCAGGACUUUUGUGUGAGAGACGCAAGCCCGAACGGCAACAGCGGUCUCAGAAGCCCGACGCCCGUCCGUCCGCCCGCCGCGGUCGUCGCCAAGGUCUCCGAAGCAGCCGCGCAUUCGACGCCGCGACGCAUCGUUCUGGAACGAAGGACGGCUGAAAGGGACGCCGUGCGCAUCUCAAGCCUCGGUCCACCGUCGCCUGCUCUGAUCAAUGGUGCGGCACCUUCUCCUGGGUGGUCCAGCCUUCUCGGCAUCGCCUCAUCGCCUCUGUCUUCCCGAUGCUCAUCGGUCGAUCCAUGGAGCAGCCUCAGCAGCGAUGGAGAUGGAGACGGAACCGAAUCGCCUUGCAAUGAGACCAGCUGGAUCAGCAGCAACUGCACCAGCCCUGACCUCGGUCCGUUCGACCAGGUCAACGCAGACGCUUUCCACAACAGCGCAGGUCCGCACGCCCCAUCCGGAUCAAAUCCGAGCUGGAUGGAAGCACGCUCCGCAAAGCAGGUCCACGUCGCAUCGGCUCUCCGCAAUGGCGCCGCCAGUCACGGUCACGGAUCCGUCCAGACCUCCGAAAAAGGCGACCGGGAGCUGAUGACACCCAAGACCACUGCAUUCGCGGAAGACGCCAAACUGUCUUCGUCGGUCGAGACCAUCGACACAUCGAGAUGGGAGCACAAGCACUUGUCCGCUGUGUCUUCUACCAACAUUCUCGAUGGGAUUUCGAGCGGUGAGGUGUCGGCCGCGGAAGCAACGACGCCAGAGUCGUCCCGUCGGCCUAGCUUUCACAAGAUUGGCAGUCUCUCUCCCAGACUGCGAACGAGUCGUGGCGGCGAGGAGGAUGCGUGCACUGUUGAGCAAUUCGACGACGACGACUCGCGUGGACUGCGAGUGCGGUCGCUGAGCAGAGACGGACACAGCAAGAAAAAGUCGACCAAGUGCCGGUACUGCCGAUCGCUGCGGCAGCGACUGAAAGCCUCGGGCACCGAGUCUUCUGCGCCGACGUCGUCGGGCGGAUCCGCCCAGAUUACCGACGCGGAAGAGGAGGGCGAAGACAAGAGCAGGCGCGUCACACUGACAGAGGCCGGAGCGUCAUAUCCUGCAACCGGAGGCUCAGCCGAGGUAUCAGAGGUGGAAGAUGAGGACUUGCGCUCGCGCUCGUCUCUCUCGCAAUUGCGGGCCAGCGUUCGCUCUCUGAGCGUAGACGAUUGGUCGUCGAACGCAUCCAGGUCUCGUUCGCGCGACGGUUCGGCCUUGUCGCACCUGUCGAGGGCCUUGGACUCGCAACACGACCGCGAAUCGUCCAACUCGCCCGCGGAGAGCAGCUCCGAGUCUCCGCACCUGUUGGUCGCCGACACGCCGAUGGUGUGCACGUGCGACAAGAAGCGCGAGAAGGAGCGUCUCAAAAAGAAGGUCCGUAAAGAGCGCGAGAUGGAGCGGGAACGCGAUCGCGAGUGGGAACGAGAUCAGGCAAGAGGAAGGCAGAUGAAGCUGUUUGGCGAGAGCUUUGGCGACGCGGAUACAAGCUGCCUUUCUGCACUCGACGGUUUCUGA